GGGACGACAGACACCUUACCGGUUAACAGAUUGUUGUUGUCACUAGCUGUUUGUUUUGUUCAUAAAGCACUGGUCAAAUCAAAAAGAUAAAAACGUCCCAAAUCGUCCAAUGCCAGACAUAAUGUCAGGAUGGCAAGUGGCCCAGCUCUGCCAGACAGCCUGGUGCUGGAGAUCUUCCUGCAUCUGCCCCAUGAGGCGGUGCUGAAGGCGGGUCUCGCCUGCCGCCAGUGGCUGGCCGUGUCCCGGGAUGAGUUCCUGUGGAGGGAGCUCUUCUACAACUACUACCGCAUCCCCCGUUCCGUGCCCCGGCACCCAGCGGCGGUGUCAUGGUACAGGGAGUUUAAGCGCCUGUUCGACUGCAUCCCGUGUGUGGAGGUCCAGACCCUGAAGGAGCACCAUGACCAGGUCCUGCACCUGGCCUUCUCCCACCGCGGACACCGCUUCUCGUCCUGCUCCAAGGACUGCACCGUCAAGCUCUGGGACACUGAGCGGCCGGAUGGCUCCAUCGCCCUGGUGCACAGCUCCAGCAUGCGCCAGUUCAACUGGGGCUACACCCAGUUCUCCCAGUUCAACGCCGACGACAGCCUGCUGCUGGUGUCGGGGGUCUACCUGGGGCCGCACCACUCCUCCUCCGGGGAGAUCGCCGUCAUCAGCCUGGAGAACUACACUCUGCUGUCCCGUGUGAGAAACAAGCCCUACGAUGUUUUUGGCUGCUGGCUGAACGAGACGCACCUCAUCUCUGGGAAUCUGCACUGGAUCGGAGACAUGACCUCCUGCUCCGUCCUCUGGCUCAACAAGGCCUUCCAGGACGUGGAGUCGGAGAACGUGAACGUGGUCAAGCGGCUCUUCAAGAUUCAGAACAUCAACGCCAGCACCAUCCGCACGGUGAUGGUGGCCCACUGCCGGCGGCACGACUCUCCGGACCUGCUGCUGGACUACGAGGCACAGUCGCAGGCCCGGGAGCAGGAGGAGCGCAGCGGUCAGCGCCGCCAGCCCCUCUUCUUCGACCUGGGCGGCAGCGACAGCGAGGAGGAGGACGAGGAGGAGGAGGAGUGUGAGGAAGAAGGGGAACGCCCCCACCCCUCCCACCGCCCCUAUCUGCAGGCCCCGGGCCUGAGCGAGAGGCUUGGCCACAUGAUACAGGGUCGGCGCAGUAUGGCAGCAGGGGACAGGGAGAUUGAAGCCAGGGUGGCCCAGAUCAUGGGGAAGACUCGAACCCGGCCCCCAGACCCCACCUCUGCCUCUGGAGAGGGAGAGGACAAGACCUACCUGCUGUUUACCACCGGCAGCCUUACCUACUCCCCUCACCAAAUAGGAAUCAAGCGGAUCAUGCCGGACCAGAUGACCACGUGCGGGCCGGUCCUGGGCAAGGAGCGCAGCUCGGAGGAGUUCUUUGACUCGCUGGACCACGUGAUUGACAUUCACGGCCACAUCAUCGGCAUGGGCCUGUCCCCCGACCACAGAUACCUGUACGUGAACAGCCGGGCGUGGCCGGCGGGCUGCGUGAUUUCAGACCCCAUGUCACCCCCGCCCAUCGCCGAGGAGAUCGACCUGCACGUCAUCGACCUGAAGAGCCUGCGGGAGGAGAGGCGGAGCCUGCGGGCCCACCGCGCCUUCACGCCCAACGACGAGUGCUUCUUCAUCUUCCUGGACGUCAGCCGCGACUUCGUGGCCAGUGGCGCGGAGGACAAGCACGGCUACAUCUGGGACCGGCACUACAACAUCUGCCUGGCCCGGCUGCAGCACGACGACGUGGUCAAUUCGGUGGCCUUCAGCCCCGCCGACCAGGAGCUGCUGCUGUCGGCCAGCGACGACUCCACCAUCAAGGUGUGGCGCUCCCCGCGGAUGGUGCGGCUGGCGCGGGCCCCCCCGCGGCCCCCCCGCUCCCGCAGCCUGCUGUACUCCCUGCUGGGGAGGAGGAGCGCCAACUCCGCCAACCUCAACGGCAAACCGUGACACGUUUGGGGUCAGGGGGAGGGAGAGGUAGGGUCGUGGAGGUGGGGAGCAUCCUGUCUCUUUCUGAGGAUCCUUCACCCCCUCCACUGACUCCCCCACAUGCUCCAGGAGCACAUACACUGUCUGGCAGACCCCUUUUAUGUUUUCUCUCUUUUCACCAGUGAUUCGCCAGGCUCUGGGAACGUGUAGACAGCAUGCUGGCCACAAGGUGGCGCCACUGCAACAUGUGCAGCUUUCCGCUGCCUCCCCUGUAACUCCCCUCCUUUGCUCAGGUGGGCAACAUGUGGCCUGAUGUGAUUGGCUCAUGAGGAAGCUCCCGCGGGUGGAGAUGUGGGCAUCGCAGCAGAGCCUGCAUGCCAGCGGCAACGGCGACCACCUGAAAGCGGAACUGUAGGCGAGGAGAUUGGCGGCGGUGAUGUCAUCUUUGAAUGAUUUAAUGUUGCUUUUUGUGGAGUGUCCUGUAGAAAAGCAGAAGAGGAGAGGAGAAGUUAUGAAUCAACACAGAUGGAGAGAGAUGACAGGGAAGACGCCCUAUAGGAGGGGUGGGGGUGGGCAGUGGCGAAUGGUGUCGAAACAUCACAACUUCAAUGCCUCCCGCAGAUGUUUCUGUGUCAUCCGCAUUUCGGCUGUGUUUAUGUUAUCACUGUCCCAUUGUUAAAAUGUCAUUGAGAGAACAUUUCUGACCUGAAAGGUGUUUGCAUAUAUUCACGCACACGCACACACUCUCCCACACUCUCACACACUCUCACACACUCUCACACACUCUCACA
Megalops cyprinoides (Indo-Pacific tarpon) is the source of this 2726-nucleotide messenger RNA. It is a transcript of the gene fbxw5, whose product is annotated as F-box and WD repeat domain containing 5. Gene Ontology annotation, cellular component: Cul4-RING E3 ubiquitin ligase complex; SCF ubiquitin ligase complex. The transcript has 10 exons. Gene Ontology annotation, molecular function: protein binding. Gene Ontology annotation, biological process: protein ubiquitination. Bases 130 to 1956 code for a protein of 608 amino acids. The record is from RefSeq and is a predicted model, not a curated record. NCBI's taxonomy places the organism in Eukaryota, Metazoa, Chordata, Actinopteri, Elopiformes, Megalopidae.